Ectocarpus siliculosus is the source of this 772-nucleotide messenger RNA. NCBI's taxonomy places the organism in Eukaryota, Phaeophyceae, Ectocarpales, Ectocarpaceae. The record is from the annotation of a GenBank genome assembly.
GGUGCUAACUAGCAAGGAGCGGGAGGUUUGGGGAGCGGUUGUCAUGGACAUCGACACGCCGCGCCCUGGGGAAAGGGACGGGGCCUCUGCAUCGGCAUCGUUCGCAACGACAUCCGGGCCGAAGAUGCCUCCAACCGCGGAGAUACGCAGGGCUCUGCUGGGCGCAGUGGAGGAGCUGUCCAACCACGGCCUCAAGCUCGCCACGAAAUGGGCUACUGAGCAGCUGGUCGGUCUGCCUGACGAUGAGGCGCCCGACGACUUGCGGUACGCGGCGGAACCAAACCCAGCCACCCCUCAGAAGCAGGAAGGGGGGGCGAAUCUGCGGCUUCAGGGCCGCGUAGCGUUUGCGAAGUCCCUGAUGGAUGUCGGGGAAUUCGAGAGGGCGUCGCAGGCUUUCGGAAACAAGAGCUGGCCUGCUGCAGCGGCGGCAGGCUCCGUUCCGGGCGGCCUCUACUCCCGAGCCCGGUUCCUUGGGUGGUACUCCCUCUUCCUUGCGGGUGAAAGGCGGCGCGAGGAGGAGUCGCAACUGACCGACGCUCUUCAGCGGCGAAGACUGGUCAACCCGCACCUCAAGACGCUCCACGCAGAACUGUCGCAGUGCGAUCAGGCCGGGACUCUCGAUGCCUUCGGCCUAUACAUGCCCUGCGAGAGGAAGGGCGUGGGGGUGCAGGGGGCACGGGAGGAAAUACCCCAACCCCUAGAACGCCUCACUCAAGCGGUGGUGGCGGCGGUGCAAAUUCUCUUGGUGGGAGUGGCGGUGGAGCUUUCGUGA